AUGAUCAUUUCCAAGCAGAACAGGCGCACUAUCUAUGAGAACCUCUUCAAGGAGGGUGUCUUGGUCGCCAAGAAGGAUUACAAUGCGCCGAAGCAUGAGGAGCUUGAUGUCCCUAACCUCGAGGUUAUCAAGGCCAUGCAGAGCCUUACCUCCAAGGGUCUCGUCAAGACCCAAUUCUCCUGGCAGUGGUACUACUACAUCUUGACCCCUGAGGGUGUCGAGUACCUGCGUGAAUGGCUCCACCUUCCCGCUGAGAUUGUCCCCGCAACGCACAAAAAGGCCGCCCGUCCUCCUCGUCCCGCAGGCGUACGUGGCGCUGGUGAGGGAGCUGGCGCAUACCGUGCUCCCCGUGGCGACCGUGAUGAGUACAGGAAGAAGGAGAGCGCGCCUGGCGAGUACAGGCCACAAUUUGCUGGUGUCGGUCGGGGAGCUCCCAGGGAUUAAAGUACUCUCUGUCUCGCAUGUUGUGGGAUCGCAUCCUGUAUCGCACUCCCAGCUUGGAUGUGAGGGGCAGAAGAGUUACGGGGGUUUCGCUGGUCAGGCACACUUUUUAUGGUACAUGGCACAUCAUGAUCACUUAUGGCUACGACAUCGCUCCUCGCAUCCUCGUCGACUGUCAUCGCAAAAUUGUAGUAUGAGCAUUCACAUUUUCUUCUCUUUCCCUUUCAUUCGCUUAUGCUAUGCUGCAUCACUACAACUGCUUUAUGAGGGGAUUACGGAUAUUGACCUGCACUACCCGAAGAUAUCUGCAAUAUUCCGAGGAACUACGAUUCGACUCGUUAGCAUUAGGAUUGGACGAGCAAAGAGCACGCAACUGACCUGACUCUACCACAACGCUUCGCCCCACUGACGAAUAGCGCGGCGUUCAUAGCUGCCAAUUUAUCCAGGAUGCCCAGCACCCCAGAGUCUUCCAACAGCACGCCUUCAUCAUCGUCCUCUUCCAAUACGUAGCCCUUCCCUUCCCUUUCCAUUUCUUUCCGAACCCGAUCUAGCUCUUCCGAGACCCCGGUAAGCCUCCAGUCUGCCAAAGUGCCACCUUGCCUGAAUGCAGCAGUG
Somion occarium is the source of this 1056-nucleotide messenger RNA. Lineage: Eukaryota; Fungi; Basidiomycota; Agaricomycetes; Polyporales; Cerrenaceae. The record is from the annotation of a GenBank genome assembly.